Messenger RNA from Protopolystoma xenopodis, 390 nucleotides. Lineage: Eukaryota; Metazoa; Platyhelminthes; Monogenea; Polystomatidea; Polystomatidae. The record is from the annotation of a GenBank genome assembly.
UUGCUUAUUUUACUUUGCAUUCAGUGGCCCGACUUACUCCUUACCCAUGAUUUAUCCGCGGUUAAGUCUCUCGUAAGCCGGCAUGCUGCGCAUCACGACCCAGAUACUUGGUUUCACCGACUUGAAAGGCCGCCCACCCCUGCCAGUGAUGUCGCAGCACUUCGCUUCUGCACCGUUUUAAUAUCUUGGUCUCACACUUUCCAAAAUGUCAGAACUCGUCUGCCUACGCAAGCGGUUUGUUUGCCUUCCUCCAGCUCCUUGAGUAAAUUGGACUCGAAUUCUAUGGAAAAUUUGGAUAGACUUUUUAGACCUGUUUUUGUCAAUCCAACUUUCAGCGUUUUUCGGGUUCUUUAUUUGGAGUCAGUGGAUUCCGAUCAGAAAAAGCCAUAA